UCUUGCCUGAUUCCAACCAGUCUCGAGCCUCGCGUCUAUGGUUGCAGAUCGCGUGGCGAGUACUUACGAGAUCGACGAAAAUUCACGAAUGGGAAGAAGAAGAAGAAGAAGAAGAAGGAGAGGCAGAAGAUAAAAAAAGGAAGAUCAAACGAGACGGGCGACGAACGAACGAACGGAUUGUGCAGUGUCAAGGAUAAUUUUGAAAAUUCAAAGUAGUACGUCAAUAAUUGUGGAAAUUUAAACGAGACUCUGUUGUCGUUACGAGGAAAAAAAAAUUUGAAUGCAACUGGGGUCCUUUGUUUCAUUAUGCUGAGAAUUCACUUUGAAAGAAGAUUAAUGAGCUUUUAAUUGUUAUCUUGAUAAGGAUGCUGGGACCGUGGCUGUUAUCUUGUACUGGGAAGAUCGACCGAUACACACGCUUAAGGUGGACGCGAUAAUGACAAGGUUGAUGAAUUAAUUGUUUAGAGGAGGGAUUAGGAAUAUUUUGUAAAUAAUUUGCAUUAUUUAGUUGUUGUUUUGACGUAUUUUUUGGGGAAAUUUUUAAUAAAGUACACGCUUCGUUGUUUAUCUUUAGUCAUUUUGGUUUAACAGAGCGUAUAUUGAAUUAGAGUCAUUCGAAGCCAUUAAAGAAAGUCUGUUUAAUAAUUAUUUUAAAAAUUGUUUGUUAUAAAAAAAUUGUUAUUUUUUAUUAUCUUUUCUACUUCUCUUCGAGGAGAAUACCGUGGCGAAUACCCAAAAUGGUAUAGCCACGUGAACGCGACGAGUUGUCACGUGCAAAAGUUGAUCUGUCCAAUUAAUUGCAUUAAUUAGCAUCGAAUAAGUCAAUAAGCAAUACGAAUAGAAACGCGUCCAUACAAAAGCACUCUGACUUCAAUCAUCAGUUUGAGUACUCUAUAAUUUUCAAAUAAAACGAACGAGAGAAAGUGCUGUGUAAAAGGAAGAUUUAAAGAAAGAUAAUAAUAUAAUAAAAAACAGUUUUUCCCUCCUCACUACCUCCCAGUGCAGUAAUUAACGCAGCAUCCCAUUUUUUGGAUACAUCAAAAUAAUCUUGCUUCUUCUUCCUUGGAUAACAACAUAUUCAAACAGCAGCCAUGGACUGGCGGGGGACAUUGCUGAUUUUAUUAUUGGUGUCAAUCGAAAAGCACUGCACAACGCACGCCGCACAGAUACCUGUCUUACCGACUUCCACUGUCGCCGUAGCGAGUAACGUGCAGAUCGAAUGCGCCAGCGAAUCGAUAGUCGUUCAUAUAUCGACUAAAGGUAAUAUCGAUUUUCAUGGGCUGGUUUAUCCACGCGGACUAUCGAAGAACAGCUCUUGCCUACAGGAGUACAGGAGUCAGCCAACUCCUAUCACGUACACACUGCCAUUAAGAUCCUGUAACACGAUGCCUACGGAAUUGGACGACGGUGGAAUUGAAUAUUUCAAUACGAUCGUCGUGCAGCCUCACUUGAAACUGGUUACUAAUCAGGGCAGAGGAUUCCACGUGAGGUGCAGAUACCAAACAAGAGACAAGGUCGUGACGAAUGAUCAGACCCAAGUGGCUAUGUUGCAGUCCUUGCCACUUCAGGCCACAGCACCUAUGCCAGGAUGUACCAUGAAAAUUUUCAGCGGAGAUCCUACCCAGCAUCAGGUUGCUGAGAAUGUCAAGAUAGGCGAUCCACUUACUCUCGUUAUCAGUAUUGAUAAGCAGGAGAUGUACGGCCUCAAGAUAUCGGAUUGUCUGGUGCGCGAUGGACUCGGUUGGGGGGAGCAGCGAUUGAUUAACAACGAAGGAUGUCCAGUGGAUGGUGAAAUUAUGGGCCAGUUUACAUACAGCGACGACAAGACGGAGGCCAUGGUGAACUUUCAGGCCCACAAAUUUCCCUAUACAGCCAGUGUCUAUUAUCAAUGUAACGUCAGACUGUGCGUCAAGCAAGGUGGUGGCUGUGGUAAUACACCACCUCACUGCAACGGUUUGAGAAGACGUCGCGACCUGUCCGACAAGACUGACGGAAAGGACAUUGACGGUGCGGAUGGUGGUACACCUGCGACCAUAGAGGUUUACAGUGGUCUCUAUGUGAACGAAGCUUCGGACGUAGCAACCAAGACGGAUUACACUGACGAAGUAUCUCGAGAAAGGACUAUCGACGACCCAAACAGUAUCUGUAUAUCGCAAAAGAGUUUCGCCGUUGGCAUUGCCAUUGCUGGUUUGAUACUCAUGCUGGCCGUCGUGGCUGCUAUAUUGGUUCUACUCGCCAGGAGAAGACACAAGAGCAUCUCGACUACAGGCUCAUCCAUUUACAGUGGACCUUAUACGAAUACUGCCUACAGUCACAGUAGCUAAAUAUACAGAUUUUUAGGUAUACAGAGUCGCCUGGCUUCCAGGAUACAACGAUGAACGUACUAUAUGUCAUCCUGACUGUGUAACAGGACUCCUGGAAUUCAAAUAGAUAUUGCUCAAGCGCCCAUUGCUUUCAGGUCUGAGAUAGCGAUUACGUCAUGUCGCCCUUAUGACUUUUAUAAGGACCAAAUUGUACAUCCCUCCUAGCCGAAAUCUUGGACUGUACGUAUCAUCGCACGUGUCUCUUCUGAGUCGUCCCAUUAUUUUUUCUCUUUCUCGUGAUCUUGGCUUGUCUCUUUUUUUGCAUCUCAGGCUCGUCAAAAAUCUUGAGAAAAUUCAAUGACAGUUCUUAUGAGGAAUAAUCGUAUGAUCGCCCGACCUCGUCUACGGCGUGUGAUCGUCACCCUGGGAUAUCUAAACACGUUUGGGAUAUAUGGACACGUCUCUUGAUACCAACCCCCCCCCCCCUUACUUCUUUACGUUCAGUAGAGAUUUCGAAAAUACAUUUCUUUUUGCAUAACUGCAUAUGCACUCUUUAUAUACUUAGAAUCCUAUGCAUAUAGUUUACUUAGAUAUACGUUUUAAUGUAUACUAGUCCGGUAUACUCUGUCCUAGCUAACAUGUCAAAAGUGAAAUUUACAACAAAAAAAUAUUGUAAAAGAUACACAUCCCUGUUCGCCCAUGUAGCACUAAACAUGCACACGGAUACGCGCUUACCGUUUGGUAACAUUAUUAAUUAAUUUAACUUAAUUAACAAGUGGAGACUCAUCAUCCUAGAUUUCAAGUAUUAAGUCAAAAUACCCACGACACGUUUUAAUCCAAAAAAUCAAAUGCUUCGAGCGAUAAGUGAAAAAAAAUUACCUGUUGCUGUUUUUAAAACAAUUUCUUUUUUUUUACGUAUCCUUUUCUCUCUCUCUCUCUCUCUCUCUCUCUUGCCUUUGUGUCUAGCUUCUGGUACAAGAGACAAAAAGAGACACAGAGUAUGUGAGAAAGGGGAUAAAUGUUAGAAUGGCAACUUUAAGGUUGCACGGGAUACCUUGGUUAUUAUGUGCUUCCAUUAAAUGGAUACGUACUUGUAUGUAAUCUAAUUAAUAUUACACGUUAAACGAGUAUUCCAUUGGAGGUAUAGAAUACGAAAAUAUUUUUUUACAAAAAAAACUGUCAUUAAAAACAAAGAUUUUUUCUCGAUGACCUACUCCUCCAAUGGAGUCCUUGUAUCCAGGGACGAACGAUCCUUCGAGUGCUCCCCCGAUUAAAAGUCUAUCGGUUUUGCGAAUCGCAUAACGCUUAAAUAAAUAAAUAUCGUUAAUUAGUAUAUAAUUAAGUGAGGAUGAAACAGGUGCUGUCCCGUAACGUCGUUCGUGCAUUCCUGCUGUGCGUAUGGUGUUAUAAAAAUGGCCCAGGCGAUUCUGUCAGGAUUUCAAUAGCUCCGUCUAUCGCGUUACAUUAUUAUUAAUAAUACUGUAGUGAAGAAACGAGAAACAAAAGACAGAAUCUCGCGGGCGAUUGAACGCACAGGAAUGUCAAAAUGCACCUCAGCCUAUAAACUAGAUUUUAAAAAAAAUGGAGUACACGUCACAAACACAUACAUCAUGCAUACGUUAUUGCAUCUAGCAAUGACGUGUGCAAACUGGGUCCAAAGUUCAUGGGUGAUGGUUUUUAUACAUAGAUACAGACUUAACAGUGACACAGAGAAAAAUAAUGGAGAACCGAUAAACGUUGAGGUUUGAAAGAAAAAUUGUAAAAGGGCGCUAGUAUGCUGAGGUUUGUGGUAUGAUUUUUCUUUAAAUUGACAAGUGCGAAUGAUAACCUUGAUAAAAGUGAUAAAAAAGCCACGUACACACAUACGCCCUUGUCUUAUGGUACUUGCCAGUGUGACUGGCAUUACUGUUAUAUUGUGCAAUUGGCUGGAGAACAGCUGGCGGAGAGAAAACAUAAAAUGUGAAAAUUUUUAGCGGUUAAGAAGUGACGUGUAACGUGGGCUAGAUUUUUGGGCUAUGGAUCACUGCUAUUUUUCUUUUUAAAUGAAUCAAUAGUCUGAUCCAAUGGCGCGAAACUGGCAUUGGUUCAAAGUGACGUUGGAGACACGAACGCUUGUAUAGUUUUUUUUUUCUUCAUUUAUAUUUGCUGUUUCAUUUUGUCCUUUUUCUUCUCUUUGCUUUCCUUUAUUCUGCUUGUAUUUUUUUUUGUUCUAUUUCUAUCUGUACUUUCUUUUUUCACUUGUGUAUAACGACACGUCUCGCAACGUUGCUCUGGACCCUUGUCAAAAGACAAUGGAAUUUAAAAAUGAAAUAUGGGUGAAAAGUUAAAAUGCGAGAAUCUCUUACAACGAAAUUUUCUGUACAUAACGAGACACUUAAUUAAUUACGAAGCAAUUAAAAAUCGUUUAAGAAGUCGACUAGCUGCCGUCUAGGAUAUAGUUAAGCGAAUGCCAAGCGUCCUCUUGUUUAGGUUUCUUUUUUAAUAAAAUAAUUGUUUAAUUUACUGCCUUUUCAUCGACGGUUACUAUUAUUCUCUUCACUGAGACUCAACGAGUCUAUACAUCAGGACGCUUUGCAAAUGCUUCAAUAUUUUUUUUCAUUUGUCUGUUAAAAUCGGGCGUCCCGACGUCUCUUUUACUUAAGGAUAUCCUCGGGACGUCUGUACGCUUGGGAGACACGAAAUGUACUGUCUCUUAUCCGUCAGACUAAUUCUGUCGACGUAUUUGUUCUGUGCAAAAGCUGAUCGAUACUGAUCGUCAUUAGCAAGCUAAUUGUCCAUUUUAAUAAUUAAUAUUCUAAUAAAACGACAGUAAAACAUAAAUUGAACGUCGCAAUCUAUUUAGUCCAUCGUCCGACACCUCUAAGAACAACGAGAGUGAGUAACAGCAAGAAAAUACAAGAAUGUGUAAUAAAAACUCAAAAAGGAGAAUUCAAAAUAAAUUGGAACGAAGUGUGAUAAUUUAUCAAACGAGA
Molecule: messenger RNA, 5275 nt
Organism: Cephus cinctus (wheat stem sawfly)
Lineage: Eukaryota; Metazoa; Arthropoda; Insecta; Hymenoptera; Cephidae
Gene: pio
Exons: 10
Coding region: 1092-2324 (410 amino acids)
Source: RefSeq, a predicted model, not a curated record